Molecule: messenger RNA, 579 nt
Organism: Amborella trichopoda
Lineage: Eukaryota; Viridiplantae; Streptophyta; Magnoliopsida; Amborellales; Amborellaceae
Source: RefSeq, a predicted model, not a curated record
UUUCAUGUUGGUUUUGUGCUCUCUCUCUCUCUCUCUCUCCUUAUUUUGAUCCAUCGCUCAUAACCUCAAUAAUGCACUAUUGCCCCCUAUCUCAUCCAAACCUCACCACCUGCUCUCUCUCUCUCUCUCUCUAUUUUAUUGUAGUCAAACAAUAUCUACAUCUCUCGCUAAAAUUUCCACAGGCGAUGAAGUAUUUCCUAUAAGAAUGACACAGAAGAGGAGUAGGAGGCUUGAGAUUUGGGGCUCACAGCUUAAAGACAAUGCUUAAGAAGCCCCUGUUGCCUCUCCUGCGCAAGAAAGUGUACACGAGGUUAAGAGCUGAUGAUGAUGAUGAUGAUGAGGGUGGCAAGGGUUCGGUGCCACUAAUAGUGGGGAGGGAGAAGAGAGAGAGGUUCCUCGUACCUGCCAAGCUCCUGAACCAUCCAUUAAUGGUGGAUUUGCUUGAGAUUGCUGCACAUGAGUAUGGAUAUGAACAGGAAGGUACCCUAAAGGGGCAUCAACGGUGGAGAUGACUGGACCCAACCUAUUUUUUCAAAUAGUUUAGAAAUUAAUAUUUUUUUUUAAGGUGUUGGUUGCGUG